Molecule: messenger RNA, 1079 nt
Organism: Sorex araneus (European shrew)
Lineage: Eukaryota; Metazoa; Chordata; Mammalia; Eulipotyphla; Soricidae
Gene: CHD9NB
Product: CHD9 neighbor
Exons: 1
Coding region: 171-332 (53 amino acids)
Source: RefSeq, a predicted model, not a curated record
CUGCCCAGCCCGCAGAUGGGGCAGAGGGGCUGGUUAUGCAGAUCAGACUUGGUGCGUCUCUGUGACCAUGGAGACCAGGCCCGGGACUCUUUCCCCAGGCGCUGUGGGAGAGUUAUUUAACUCUGGCCCGGUCAGUGGCACCGAGAGCUCCCUUUUCUUGGAAAGGAAAGAUGGGGUGUCAUGCCAGCAAGAGCACCCAGGUGGUGGGGGAGUCCCAGAAGCCUGGAGAACAGCCGGAGGGAGAAGAGCCCAAUCUGGAGGCUGUCACCAAGAUAGCAGAUGGCAAAGACGGCGCCUCGUUGAAGGAUGGAGCCCCUGAGCCCAAGAGCUGAGAUGUUCGUCUCUCCCAGGGGACCUCCUCGCUUCAUUCCUGAAACUGCCUUUGGCCAAAGAAACCUGAGAUGAUCCCCAACCUGAGAAACCGUGGAAAGAGAGAGAGAGAGAGAGAAAGAAAGAUGCUGACCUGUGGGAUUCAGACUUUCAGAAUUUGCUUCUUCAGGCUCCUUGGAGUUGGGAAGAGGAGGACUCUUAUUUUACCUGCUCCAGGAGAAAAGGGAGAACGUUUUCAAGCCUUCUAGGACUUUCUAUCCGCUUCUGGAAAUGGUCGAGCUUCCACCUGACUGUCCUGGCUGCAAGAAAGACCAGCUGCAGAACUCGGAUGGUUCAGGAACGCCCCCUGCCUCUUGCUGAACUCAAAGCACCAUAGCUUGGAGUAGAUUUGGGGUGUGGGGUUCUUGGCUGUUGGGAUGUGUCACUCUUAGCAUGUUCUCCUUCUCUCUCUCUCUCUCUCUCCUCUCUCCUUUUCUCCCUCCAUAGCUGGCUGAAUAGCCGACAUCCCAAACAGGAAGGCUCUGCUUUUGGCUCACGCCACACUGUCUGUAUGAAUAAUUUAAUAUUUAGCUCGGAGAAUUGUUAAUGAAUGAUGGGAACAAUCGGCACAGGCUGUGAGCGCGUAAAUGGAUAAAUGGAAGGUAACGUGGCCUUGAUCAGCCUGUAAGUGGAGCAGGAGCUGUGGGGAGGAAGGAGGAGGAGAGGACACAGGUUCCUGGGCUUUUAAACCCCGGUGGGGGGGAAACAUG